Medicago truncatula (barrel medic) is the source of this 303-nucleotide messenger RNA. Its product is annotated as auxin-induced protein 15A. Bases 1 to 303 code for a protein of 100 amino acids. The record is from RefSeq and is a predicted model, not a curated record. The transcript has a single exon. NCBI's taxonomy places the organism in Eukaryota, Viridiplantae, Streptophyta, Magnoliopsida, Fabales, Fabaceae. Gene Ontology annotation, biological process: response to auxin.
AUGGCUCCAACAAAUCCCAUCAAAAAAUUUCUUAAGAAAUUUUCAUGUCUAGGCAAGAAAACACAAGUUAACAAUGAUCGUCAAUGCCUUGAUUCAGAUAUUUCCCAAGGCUACAUUGCUGUGUAUGUUGGAGAAAACAGAAUCAAAUAUGUUAUUCCAAUUUCUUUUCUACAUCAACCAGUGUUUCAAAACCUUCUCCGUCAAGCUGAAGAAGAGUUUGGUUUUGAUCAUGAUCGUAAGGGUCUCACUCUUCCUUGCCGCCAAGAUGUUUUUGAGUCCAUUGUUUCUAGUUUGGAUAGAUGA